Messenger RNA from Talaromyces rugulosus, 2067 nucleotides. RefSeq lists its product as uncharacterized. Lineage: Eukaryota; Fungi; Ascomycota; Eurotiomycetes; Eurotiales; Trichocomaceae. The transcript is spliced from 6 exons. The record is from RefSeq and is a predicted model, not a curated record. The coding region runs from base 1 to 2067 and encodes 688 amino acids.
AUGCCCAACUCGUUCGCUUUGGCUCUUCGACGUCGGAUAGUCCGUCUUCGCCUCAAAUCACGCCAAAGUCUCAUAGCAGCUACCGUUACUAUAUUUAUUCUAUUCCAGAUUUUCAGUUUUCAACAGGGCUCUGUUGCUUGGACACCAUGGAGCCAUAAGUCUAUCCUCAAACCAGGCGAUUUCCUAGAAUACCCCACCUACGACAGAGUGCCAGAUCCCACCCAAGAUAUCAUUCCAGACGAAAAUAUAUUGGGAAUUACCCAUGAUCAAAGAAACGAAGACUUUUAUCUCGGGGGGACAUUAUCAUUGACCUCACAAAGCGGCACUCCAAAAACGCACCCAUCUCCUUUUAUCUACGACCCUUACCCUGAAUAUAAUAGCAGAAAAUGGCGCGAGAAAUGGCAAGGCGAAUUCAAGCCGUGUCUUGGACCCCGAGGCCGAAUUUUAGACAAAACCCGAUUUCCGAAACCUUCGUUUGGAUCCUACGAAGCACUAGGUUUAGACGGAAAUGUUUGCACAGAUCGAUAUGGCCGCUUCGGAGCAUAUGGGCAUGAUGAACAGACGAGCAGCGUUGUCCCCGGGUUCAGUAGACCUAUCGCGACCCUCUGGGAUGAGGUUAAUUGGGGAAACCUCCAGAGAAUGUGUUUCGAACAAAAUUCGAAUCGAUACCAAACGGAAUCAACAGAACAGAAGAAAUUGCCGUUAGCACCUCCAGCGUCACAACAGCCGCGAACUGACCGAUCACCACCAAGCGACCCAAAAUCCCCGCAGCACCAUUCACGCUCCGCGGUGAUCAUACGAGGAUGGCACGAUAUGACCUGGACACAAAAUGAUUUCAACUAUCUUCGAUCGUUAAUCAUGGAACUGUCCCUUCAUUCAGGUGCAGAAUAUGAGGUUUUCCUCUUGGUACACGUUUUGGACGAUUCAAUUUCUAUUUCUUCAGAUGAAGAUAUUCAACGCCUGAAAGAGUCGAACAUUCCAGAAGAAUUUUGGGGUCUUACAGUGUUUUUCAACAAUGAAAUGUUGAAUAACUGGUAUCCCAAGAUAGUCGAGCACAAGGCAAUUUUCCAGCACUUUCAACCAGUCCAAAUAUUUUCUCAGAUAUUUUCUGAUUUUGAUUAUUAUUGGCAAUUCGAAAUGGACUCUAGGAAUUUCGGUCAUAUGUAUCAUUUUCUCGGUAAAGCAGUCGAAUUCGCCAAAGAACAGCCACGGAAAUACCUCUGGGAGCGCAACGCAUACUUCUAUGUCCCCGGUGUUCAUGGAUCAUGGUCUGAUUUCUCAAAUAUGGUUGCAUCAAAAAUGCUAGGAAAGGACAGUGUAUGGGGCCCUGUUCCAGCAGAAGGAAUGCAACCGAUCGGGCCGGCCGGGCCAGCGCCACCAGUUCCUAAUCCGCAAGAUGAUAAUUUUGAAUGGGGAGUUGGCGAAGAACCUGAGCUGAUCACCUUCCUACCGAUAUUCGAUCCGCAAAACUCAGGAUGGGGAUUCGGAGACAUAAUCUAUGGCUUCCCCCAAGAAGCCGAGACCCCACGACGAACAUCUGUGAUCACCAUGUCCCGUCUCUCCAGAAAUCUCCUCAACUUGAUGCAUGAUCCGUUAAUAGUCGCGGGACAGGCCGUGGUUUCGGAGAUGUCCCCCGCGACAUCGGCACUUCAACAUGGCCUCAAAGCCGUUCAUGUGCCACAUCCCGUUUUUAUCGAUGGCCAGUGGACUCCGAAAGAGCUUGACAAAAUUUACAACCGUGGCCCCCCAGAAAAAAUCAGUGGUACUCAGGGCAGUAUCUGGGAAUAUAAUAUGAUAAAUCGUAUCAUGUAUCGCAUUUCGUUUAUGUAUUCCUCUCAACUAUCGGAAGACCUCUUUCGACGAUGGCUGGGGUAUAAGCCAAGUCUGAGUCAAUACACAGAUGGCUCUCGUCAUGAAGAUGCCGAAGGCCUGUUGUGGUAUGAUGGGGGUGUUUUGAAAGAGGAUAUUUAUGGACGACUCUGCUUCCCCCCAAUAUUUGUGCACCCAGUUAAAAAUACGGACGAGGAGCUUACCUCGUCAAGGCCAGUCCAUGGAUUCAGUGAUUAA